Molecule: messenger RNA, 781 nt
Organism: Phytophthora sojae
Lineage: Eukaryota; Oomycota; Peronosporomycetes; Peronosporales; Peronosporaceae
Exons: 1
Coding region: 1-777 (258 amino acids)
Source: RefSeq, a predicted model, not a curated record
AUGCGCAGCAUUUUUGUGGUAUUACUCGCUUUAGCCGCCAGUGUGGGCGCCUCCUCCGUGGUUACGGAGUCGAAUGUGGCGACCGACCACGCUAUUAUGAACGGACCCAACCACAUGGUAACCAAAAGGUUGCUGCGGACCGAGACGUUGCCAGAAGAAGAAGAAGAGAGGGCGAAUUUCGAAUUCGUCAAGAAGCUCAAGAACUUGCUCAAGCCGAAGUCCGUGGCCCAGGGCGUCCCUGCAGUCAUCGCGAAGGAAAGCCAGCAACUCCAGGCAGUGGCGAAGGAAUCGCAGCAGUUCCGAACGGUGGCCCAGACGUUGGCGAUGGACAAGGUCAAGCUCCCGAAGGGUAUCAAGAAAAUGCUCGAUGCCCAGGCAUCCACGGACGAUGUCGCUAAGGCGUUGAACAUUAAGCAUGGAGAGCCAAUUGCAAACCUGUUCCGUAAGGAGGUACUGCCCACGUACGUCCGAUACAGCGAACUCGCGAGCAAGAAGACGAUAACCCCGGACAUCUACGGCAUCGGGUCUCUCCGGAAAGAGUUCACUGACAUCGAGCUGAGUGCGAUCAUCAAUGCUGGAAUGAAAAGUUCUGAUGAACUCACGUUCGCCGCGGCUGACCGACUACGUGCGGGCCAGUUUGACGAUUGGCUGCGUCAGCGCACGACCCCUCAUGAUGUCUACCAGCUCCUGAGGGCGGGAGGUAAGACUAUUAGCGACGCUGACAGGGUGAACUGGAGGAAGUACCUCAAUAAAUUUAACGCACUCCACAAGGGUUAAGCGC